AGAUCCACUAGUCCUGGCCACCUUAGUACAUCCAGCUUCAACGCUGCAUCCAACCAAAGAUUCAGAACCCCACGAUCCCCAACUCACCUCCGGUGACCACACCGUGUCUCAUCCAUAAAACCUCACACACCCCCGAGUCCGCCCACCGCUUGAAACGCAGACCAGAGCCAAUGGCCGCCUCUGUUUCAACCGCCAAAACCCCAAGUGUCGGUUUCGGCUCUUCAGUUCGUGGACAAGGAUUGGCCCAGAGUUUCGAGAAAUUACGGAUGGGUCCUCAAGGGAUCAGAUCACCACCUCAGUCGUCGGCGAUCUCGUGCGCGAUGACGAAGGCGUCAGCGGUGGCCGUUGAGGAGGCGGACACGCGGACACGGUGCAGCUCCGGCCGGAUUCAUUUGGGCGCUUUGGGAAAUUUGGCGGGAAGUAUGUACCUGAAACCCUAAUGCACGCGCUCACUGAGCUUGAAGAGGCGUUUCAUUUGCUAGCUAAAGAUGAGGAGUUCCAGAAAGAACUGGAUGGAAUUCUGAAAGACUAUGUUGGUCGUGAGAGCCCACUUUACUUUGCGGAACGGCUCACAGAUCAUUACAGACGAUCUAAUGGUGAGGGCUCUCACAUAUACCUCAAAAGGGAAGAUUUGAACCACACCGGAGCCCACAAGAUAAACAAUGCCGUUGCACAAGCUUUAUUGGCCAAGCGUCUUGGAAAGAAGAGAAUAAUAGCUGAAACAGGAGCUGGUCAGCAUGGAGUUGCAACUGCUACUGUGUGUGCGAGGUUUGGUUUACAAUGUAUUGUUUACAUGGGUGCUCAAGAUAUGGAGAGACAGGCCCUCAAUGUCUUUAGGAUGCGUCUUCUUGGUGCAGAGGUUAGAGGAGUUCACUCGGGAACUGCAACUCUAAAGGAUGCAACAUCUGAAGCUAUAAGAGACUGGGUCACUAAUGUUGAAACAACCCAUUAUAUUCUAGGCUCCGUUGCAGGUCCCCAUCCUUACCCGAUGAUGGUAAGAGAAUUUCAUGCUGUUAUCGGUAAAGAAACAAGAAGGCAAGCAAUAGAAAAAUGGGGUGGAAAGCCCGAUGUUUUAGUUGCUUGUGUAGGCGGAGGUUCAAAUGCAAUGGGCCUUUUUCAUGAAUUUGUUGAUGAUGCUGAUGUUCGGUUGAUUGGAGUUGAAGCAGCAGGGCAUGGUAUAGACAGCGGUAAACAUGCAGCAACUUUGACUAAAGGGGAAGUUGGGGUUUUGCAUGGAGCUAUGAGCUACUUGUUGCAGGAUGAUGAUGGGCAAAUUAUUGAACCUCAUUCAAUAAGUGCAGGAUUGGAUUAUCCUGGUGUUGGACCAGAACAUAGCUUCUUGAAGGAUAUAGGACGCGCUGAAUACUAUAGCGUCACUGAUGAAGAGGCUUUAGAAGCAUUCAAACGUCUGUCAAAAUUGGAGGGUAUCAUCCCGGCUCUUGAAACAUCCCAUGCUCUGGCCUACUUGGAAAAGCUCUGCCCAACUUUGCCCGACGGCACAAAGGUUGUUCUUAACUGCAGUGGAAGAGGAGACAAAGAUGUCCAAACUGCUAUUAAAUACCUAAAGAUGUGAGUCUUAAAUCAAAUGUCGCGGUAAUAAACAAAUGGAUAUGAGGAAAUAAACGUCCAUUGAUUUGUUGUUUGGUGUUACUUGUGUAAUUUAUAUAGACUGUCAGUGAUGUUUUAGUUUGCUCCAUUUCCUUGAUGCUUGUUUCGUUUGCUGAUUUGGUUGCCUUGGAAUUCUGAAGUUUAUAAAGGAUAAUCUGAAGCUUGAUUGAUUGUUC
This is a messenger RNA of Asparagus officinalis (garden asparagus), 1784 nucleotides long. Its product is annotated as tryptophan synthase beta chain 1. Gene Ontology annotation, biological process: L-tryptophan biosynthetic process. Lineage: Eukaryota; Viridiplantae; Streptophyta; Magnoliopsida; Asparagales; Asparagaceae. The record is from RefSeq and is a predicted model, not a curated record. Gene Ontology annotation, molecular function: tryptophan synthase activity. Gene Ontology annotation, cellular component: cytoplasm. Bases 440 to 1573 code for a protein of 377 amino acids. The transcript has 5 exons.